AUGCGUGCCUUCUUUAGUCGCGGGGCGCUGGUGUGGAACCGGCUGCUCUCCACCCCUCCGCGGUGCAAUUUGUAUCCUCGAUAUUUUUCUGCGGCGGCUCCGGCUGUCAAGACAGCAGCGGCAGCAGCCGGAGCUGGGGGCAGUGCAACCGGUCGAGUAUCGCAGGUGAUUGGUGCGGUGGUAGACGUUGAGUUCGAUGGCCACUUGCCCCCGAUCCUGAACUCCCUCGAGGUGCAGCAGCCGAAGGGGGAGGGUCGCUUGGUGCUCGAGGUAGCGCAACACUUGGGAGAAAAUGUUGUACGCACGAUUGCGAUGGACGGAACGGAUGGUCUGGUCAGAGGCCAGCCAGUAACGGACACGGGAGCACCCAUUCAGGUACCCGUAGGUGAAGCAACGCUGGGCCGCAUCCUAAACGUCAUCGGGGAGCCUGUGGAUGAAUGUGGAGCAGUUGCAGCCAAGAAGACGUACUCGAUCCACAGACCUGCACCAACUUUCGCAGAUCAGUCCACAGAACCGGGUUUGCUGAUUACGGGCAUUAAGGUUGUGGAUCUGAUGGCGCCUUACGCGAAGGGUGGCAAGAUCGGCUUGUUUGGGGGUGCUGGUGUGGGCAAGACGGUGCUGAUUAUGGAACUGAUCAAUAAUGUUGCCAAGAAGCAUGGAGGUUUCUCUGUUUUCGCUGGAGUCGGGGAACGGACAAGGGAAGGGAAUGAUCUCUACCACGAAAUGCUGCAAACGGGAGUUAUCAAGCGACAAAAGCGGCAGGAUGGUUCCUUUGAUUUCACUGGCAGCAAGGCCGCUCUGGUGUAUGGGCAGAUGAAUGAGCCUCCGGGGGCGAGGGCCAGAGUGGCGCUCACAGGACUGUCGGUUGCGGAGUACUUCAGGGACGAGGAAGGGCAAGAUGUGUUGCUCUUUAUCGAUAACAUUUACCGGUUUACACAGGCAGGUAGUGAGGUGUCGGCGCUGCUGGGACGCAUUCCGUCUGCUGUGGGUUAUCAGCCGACCCUGGCAACGGAUCUCGGUGCUUUGCAAGAGAGAAUUACCACCACCAAGAAGGGAUCCAUCACGUCUGUACAGGCAGUAUACGUGCCUGCAGACGACUUGACAGACCCUGCACCAGCCACUACUUUCGCCCACUUGGAUGCAACAACUGUGCUGUCUCGGCAGAUCAGCGAACUGGGUAUCUAUCCAGCCGUCGACCCCCUAGACUCCACGUCUCGCAUGCUUUCACCCGACAUUGUUGGAACUGAGCACUACGAGACAGCUCGGGCAGUUCAAAAGAUUCUGCAGGACUACAAGUCUCUUCAGGAUAUCAUUGCAAUCCUCGGAAUGGACGAACUAAGCGAAGAAGACAAGCUAACUGUCGCUCGAGCGAGAAAGAUGCAACGCUUCCUUUCGCAACCAUUCACGGUGGCCGAGGUGUUCACAGGCAAGCCGGGUCGGUUCGUCGAGCUGAAGGAUACCAUCGAAUCCGCCAAAGACAUCGUUGGCGGCAACGUCGACGAUCUCCCCGAAAUGGCCUUUUAUAUGUGCGGAGGCCUUGAGGAAGUCAAGGAAAAGGCCCUUAAGAUGGCGCAGCAGGCUGCCAUGUAG
This is a messenger RNA of Cyclospora cayetanensis, 1590 nucleotides long. RefSeq names its product ATP synthase subunit beta, mitochondrial. The record is from RefSeq and is a predicted model, not a curated record. The transcript is spliced from 3 exons. NCBI's taxonomy places the organism in Eukaryota, Apicomplexa, Conoidasida, Eucoccidiorida, Eimeriidae. The coding region runs from base 1 to 1590 and encodes 529 amino acids. Gene Ontology annotation, biological process: proton transmembrane transport; proton motive force-driven mitochondrial ATP synthesis. Gene Ontology annotation, molecular function: ATP hydrolysis activity; ATP binding; proton-transporting ATP synthase activity, rotational mechanism.